Entrophospora candida is the source of this 205-nucleotide messenger RNA. The record is from the annotation of a GenBank genome assembly. Lineage: Eukaryota; Fungi; Glomeromycota; Glomeromycetes; Entrophosporales; Entrophosporaceae.
GAAGGGGUGAUCAGGAUUGAUUAUGUUACUGCAAAAUUUGAACACAAGUUAAUUGUGUUCAAACCACUCAAAUCCAGUUUCUCAAUACUGAUUCUGAUAGCAAGUGGAUAUUUAUUAUCUAAUCAGUCUUGGGGCAAGACCAUCAACCUGAUGACUACUAUUCAAUCUGAUAAACACAAAGCACCUAAUCUGACUUUCUCAUUAG